UCAUAUAAUACUUGUUAAUAGUUUGGUUAUUAUUUCCAAAUGCUUAGUUCUUUUGUUGGGAAGGUACAAAAGAGUUUAUCGCUCUUUGUACCAAGAAAGCAUGCAUUGAGUUACUGGAAUGAAGAUCAUGCCACAAGAACAAGUGAGUUGGCUGAUGAUGUAAUGAAAGGCUACUUUGCUAUUCUUGCAAGGAAGGGUGAUGAAACAAGAAGGUUUAUUGUUCGGUUGGAUUACUUAACUGAUCCUGCUUUUGUGGGAUUGCUUGAUGAAGCUUGGGAGGAGUAUGGUUUCAGACAGAAGGGAACUCUCGUUGUUCCGUGCCGGCCGAUGGAGUUGCAGAACAUUCUAGAUGGUCGGAAAACAUAGAGAGGAUGUAACCACAGAUGGUCGGAAAAUUUAUUCAAACUCAUAUCUGCAUAUUGGUCAUCUUACUAAAGAUACUUAGUAUAUUUGUUUAACUAAGUACUAGAGUCUAGGAAUAACAAAGAUAUUUCUUGGCUAAUAGUAUGUGUUCAGAACCGUUGUACCAAUAAGAGGA
Messenger RNA from Vicia villosa (hairy vetch), 538 nucleotides. RefSeq names its product auxin-induced protein 6B-like. Lineage: Eukaryota; Viridiplantae; Streptophyta; Magnoliopsida; Fabales; Fabaceae. Bases 40 to 366 code for a protein of 108 amino acids. The transcript has a single exon. Gene Ontology annotation, biological process: response to auxin. The record is from RefSeq and is a predicted model, not a curated record.